Messenger RNA from Didymella exigua CBS 183.55, 1125 nucleotides. RefSeq lists its product as uncharacterized. The annotation marks the transcript as partial. Lineage: Eukaryota; Fungi; Ascomycota; Dothideomycetes; Pleosporales; Didymellaceae. The record is from RefSeq and is a predicted model, not a curated record. The transcript is spliced from 2 exons. Gene Ontology annotation, cellular component: mitochondrion. Gene Ontology annotation, molecular function: (3R)-hydroxyacyl-[acyl-carrier-protein] dehydratase activity.
AUGUCACUCCACGCGCGGUGUCAACAGCGGAUAGCCAUCAAGUCUGCUCACCGUACUGUAUGGCGGCGGCGAUGCGUUCGCUACUAUGCCUCGAAUACGGCGAACGACCCUGAGUGGUUCCAGAAAGUGCGCACCGAGCUGCUCAGUCGACGGCCACAAUAUCACCGCGAGGAACUCGACACGCUCCACUACGAGCAAUUCUACACAACGCUCAUAGGAUUCACCCCAAACACAGUCAAGCACGAUGCCAAUUCGAGACCCAAUAUCUCGCUGGCCGAACUCCUGACGCGCUUCAACGUGCGAGUGCAAUCGCCGAAUCUCCUGGGCGAUGGCACGGAUCCGCUGCAUCAUCCGGGCGAGCCAUGGAUGCGUCGCAUGUGGGCAGGCGGGGCUGUUAAGCUCAGUCCAGCUCUGAAGCUCGAUCUCGAAGCUCGCUCUGAAUUACCACUCAGACUCAAGCAGAGGGUCGCAUGUCUGGAGCGCAUCAAGGACGUUCGACUACAUGGAACUGGCGAUGAGGCGAAGAUCUUUGUGACGGUUGAGCGACGCUUUGCUUCGAGAAGCGCUACUGAAGGCGAGUCUGAGGGAACACUGUCAGCCAACAACUUCAAGCGAGCGAUCCGUGACAACGACUGGAGCGAUUCAUUGGUGAAGGAGGAACGCAAUCUGGUCUUCAUGAAGGCAAAGACCGCUGCUGAGCUCAUUUCCAUCACGAGCGGGCAAGGACUUGGAGCCACGAGGUAUCUGAAAGCACUGGAGCAUCCUGACUACUCAUUCACCCUGACGCCAACACGGUCUCUCCUUUUCCGAUACUCUGCUGUCACCUACAACGCCCAUCUGAUACACCUCGAUCCGACGUACGCUCGAUACGUCGAAGGUCAUCGCAACACGCUCGUGCAUGGACCUCUCACGCUCACGCUGAUGCUUCAGGUCUUGAACAAGCAUCUGAAACUGUCACAGAUCGCUCAGGGUCAUGAGGCUAUCACAUCAAUCGAGUACCGCAAUAUAGCACCACUGUACUGCGACGAGGAGAUGCGCGUCUGCCUCAAGAAGAAGAAGCAGACAGACACGGGCCACUCGUGGGACGUCUGGAUCGAAGGCCCCACUGGUGGAACGGCGGUCAAA